Planococcus citri (citrus mealybug) is the source of this 526-nucleotide messenger RNA. RefSeq names its product histone H3. The record is from RefSeq and is a predicted model, not a curated record. The coding region runs from base 62 to 472 and encodes 136 amino acids. Gene Ontology annotation, molecular function: structural constituent of chromatin; DNA binding; protein heterodimerization activity. Lineage: Eukaryota; Metazoa; Arthropoda; Insecta; Hemiptera; Pseudococcidae. Gene Ontology annotation, cellular component: nucleosome. The transcript has a single exon.
CUUGUUUUUCGUUAUCUAAACAUUCAGUCGUGUUUUGUCGCUGACUUUUCUACAACCAGAAAUGGCUCGUACUAAGCAAACCGCUCGUAAAUCCACUGGAGGUAAAGCCCCAAGGAAGCAAUUGGCCACCAAAGCUGCCCGUAAAAGCGCACCAGCCACCGGAGGCGUGAAGAAACCUCACAGAUACCGUCCCGGAACUGUCGCUUUGAGAGAAAUCCGUCGUUACCAGAAAAGUACCGAAUUGCUGAUCCGUAAAUUGCCCUUCCAACGGUUGGUUCGUGAAAUCGCUCAAGAUUUCAAAACCGAUUUACGUUUCCAGAGCUCGGCUGUUAUGGCACUUCAAGAAGCCAGCGAAGCUUACUUAGUUGGUCUUUUUGAAGACACCAACUUGUGCGCCAUCCACGCCAAGCGUGUCACCAUCAUGCCAAAGGACAUCCAAUUGGCUAGAAGAAUCCGUGGAGAACGAGCUUAAUUUACAGUAUUCAUAAUACUUUCCGAAUCAAAACGGCCCUUUUCAGGGCCACCA